AGCCCAGCUCUACUCUGCUUGAUCAUUCCAACGGCCAGUCCUUCCUUCAGUUGCUUGCAACAGUCCAUUCAUUCUUUUCAUUUACUCACUACACCUUCUUUUCGUGAUCCGGUAUCACUAAGUCAAUUGUUGUACAUACACUUACACAACUUUCCAACAACAACUUCAAGAUGUUCUGCAAGGCUAUUAUCGCUACCGCCCUUCUCGGCGCGGCCUCCGCUCACCAGAACAUGCACCAGUUCUGGGUCAACGACGAGACACCCGGCUACCAGACUGGUAUCCGCAUGCCUCCCUCCAACAGCCCCGUCACUGAUGUUACAUCCAACGACAUGGCUUGCAACGUUGGUGGCUCCAAGGUCCCCUCCGGUGUUGAGACUGUCCCUGCUGCUGAGGGUGACACCAUCAAGGUCCAGUGGGACCAGUCCGGUCACCCCGGCCCCAUCACUCACUUCCUCUUCGGACCCGUCGAUGACGCCAGCCAGGCCACUGGUAUCGGUGCCGGCUGGUUCAAGAUCGACGAGCAGGACCAGGUUGAUGGCAAGUGGGCCAACGAGAUCAUGGGCGCCAACAACAUGACCCGCGAGUUCAAGCUCCCCACCGGCCUCGCCAGCGGAGAGUACCUCCUCCGCUCGGAGAUGCUUGCUCUCCACGGCGCCCAGACUGUUGGCGGUGGCCAGUUCUACAUCGGCUGCGCCCAGCUCAAGAUCACCGGUACUGGUACCAAGGGCGCCUGCGGCCCCACCAUCUCCCUCCCCGGCGCGUACAAGGCUGAGGACCCCAACAUCUACAUCCCCAACGUCUACAACGGCUUCGAUGCCUCCACCUACACCGCCCCCGGUGGCCCCAUUGCCAGCUGCGACGGCUCCGCACCCUCCACACCUGCCCCUGCCUCCUCUGCCGCUUCCAACGGCACUGCCGUCGCCACGCCCACCGCCGCCUCGUCUGCCGUUGCCACCAGCGCUGCCGCCGAGGAGACCCCCGUUGAGGAGACCCCUGUUGCGUCCGCCACUGCCACCGCCUCUGCCACCGCCGUUGCCACUCCCACCGCGGCUGCUACCUCCGGCGCCGAGGCCCCCGCUGCGUCUGCGUCUGCCCCCGCGUCCGGCAGUGCGCUGCCCGAGGAGUUCACCCUCGAGACUUUCAUUGCGUGGCUCAAGCAGCAGGCUUAGACGCCUGCGCUGAACGCACGAUGGAAUGAUGGAUGUGAUGUUGAUUGAGACAUCUUCUUGUAUAUACCUUAG
Boeremia exigua is the source of this 1241-nucleotide messenger RNA. Its product is annotated as endoglucanase-like protein II. Bases 171 to 1169 code for a protein of 332 amino acids. The record is from RefSeq and is a predicted model, not a curated record. The transcript is spliced from 2 exons. Lineage: Eukaryota; Fungi; Ascomycota; Dothideomycetes; Pleosporales; Didymellaceae.